Labeo rohita (rohu) is the source of this 1038-nucleotide messenger RNA. RefSeq names its product protein S100-A12-like. The transcript has 3 exons. NCBI's taxonomy places the organism in Eukaryota, Metazoa, Chordata, Actinopteri, Cypriniformes, Cyprinidae. Gene Ontology annotation, cellular component: perinuclear region of cytoplasm. The coding region runs from base 149 to 466 and encodes 105 amino acids. The record is from RefSeq and is a predicted model, not a curated record.
CUCUUACUACUAUAAAAGCGUGAAUAUCACCAGUGUGCGCGGGAAGAGUGGGCGGGUCGGAGGCGCGAGGCAGCGCUGGUCAGGUGAUAAAAUACCGUCACUUCACUUCACCUGCUCUAGUUUCCGCACGGACAUUAAACAAGCCCAAAUGGCUGAACAGCACUCAGAGCUAGAAUUGGCCAUAAACACCUUGGUCGAAAACUUCCAUUCAGCAUCGCCUACAAAUGGUGACAAGCUCACAGCCCAGGAGUUCCAGACUAUGAUCACCAAAGAGCUGCCAAACAUGGUGAAGACUGCAGGGGACCAGGAAGGACUCAACAAACUCCUGUUGGACAUAAAUGUGGAAGAGGGGAAGGGCGUCACAUUCAAGGAUUUUUGGCAGUUGGUUGAUUCUCUGGCCACUUCUCAGUUUGGAUUGCUGAGCAAAGAGAAACAAGUGAAAUGUGUGAAAUGUAGUCUGAUGUAACACCGGCCCUAAGCAAACAAGACGACAGCCAGCACAGCCCUGAGAAAACACGUCCAAUCAGCAGCUCAUAUUGGUCAUCACCCUAUGCAAUACUGUACAUGUCACUCUAUUGGUCUUUUUGGUAUAUUCACUGAGGUCUUCCUGAAUAAAUACCCAAGAAGGCCUUACGACACAGAGCGUGAGUAAUCUCUACCAUCAGUGUAACCUGAGCCACACCUGCCUGGCCAGAUAACGUAAGACCUAGUGGCUAAUUUACUUCCUCUUUUAUUCUGGUGCUGCAGGUUUUUUGUAUUAUUGUGUCACCUUUAACCUGCCCAAGCCUUAUUGUUUUUUGUCCACAUAUGAAAAUGGGAAAUUAUUUGUUAUGUGCUAGAUGUGACAACUGUGAUCGUAUUUGAUAAAACUGUGGGCCACAUAUCUGUUUGGGCUGAAAAUAUGAAUUGCAAAAGAGAUGUUAGUAAAAUAUCUUGUAGAGGGAAAUAGAAAUGUGACACCACAUAUUUUGUACUGUAUUUGACUUUGUUAACACAAUGUGAUUAUCUGUGUUGAUACUAUUAAAUAUGUGCCAAAGA